Messenger RNA from Paramecium octaurelia, 646 nucleotides. The record is from the annotation of a GenBank genome assembly. NCBI's taxonomy places the organism in Eukaryota, Ciliophora, Oligohymenophorea, Peniculida, Parameciidae.
AUGGAUAAGAGAAUUUUAACUAUUAAAGGCUCUAACUAUCAAAAAUGGUAAGACAUACAAUUAAAAUUACAUAAUAUGGAUUUCGCCUGUCUUUUAUAACAAAUGAUAUAUUUGUACUCCAACCUAAUUCUUUUAAUAAUGGUAGAAACUUAGCAAUUUUUAGGUUCGAUUCAUCUAAUAAAUAGUUUUAUUUUUUCAUGAAAUCCCAAUUUUAGGAAGAAAACACCAUUGCUAUUCAGGGUUUCCAUCAGUUUAUAUUGAAUCUAAGAAUCUAUCGAUUGUAAAAAUUGCGAGUAUAUAAAUGUAAUAAGAGCUGUGCCUUCUGAGCAUAUAUUUACAUCAUAUUAAUCAAUAGAAUUUUCAAUUGGAUAUUUAUUUGGAAGCCAAAGCAAUGAUGGAAAUUUAUUACUAACUUGGGAUAUGGAAUCAGCUCAAAUAUACAUCGGAAGGCUUAUUUCUAAAAAUGAAAACUCUUUAUAAAUAUUUUAAAUUUAUAAUUGAAUUCGAAAGAAUUUGUUUUAGGAUAAAAUGCUAAGAAACAAAUAUCAAACAAAUAAUUUCUUACUAGAAAUUUGCUAAUCCUUCAUUAAUUUAAUCAAAAAGUUCUAAGUAAAAAAAUAUAUAUGAAAAUAUCAAAAUGCAUUGA